AGCAUGUGGGAGAUUAGAUCAUCUAAGGUGGCACGCAAAACGGUCCGUUCUUUUGAGUAACAUUCUGUCAAUCGGGACAGAAACCUUGCAAGCAAACACUGCUAGACAAACUGGACCAAAUUGUACAUUUAUGGCUUAACAGGUUACAAAUACUGAUUUAACGAAAUUACAAGGCGAUCAAGGAAAAAUGUGUUGCUUUUUGCCGUGAUACAUGGCAUUCGUGUCGUGUUCUCGCCUCGCGUAAUCAAAAGGCUGCUGUUGUGACGAGAUAAAAUAGAGAAAAAUAGAAAGUCCAUUUGAUCGAGGCGUGAAGAUUUGAGAAUGCAGUGCAUUGGGGUAUUUUGGAACCGAAAAGUUCAAGCUCGUGAUUCUGCAUGGGCUUGGGUAACAUUGGCAUCAUCAACGUUGAUAUGUUUCAGCUCAUUUGGCGUUCUCUACAAUUUCGGCAUCAUCUAUAAUUACCUUUUAACAGAGUUCAAAGAAACUAAAGAGAAAACAGCAUGGGUGAGCUCCAUUCCAGUGUUUCUGCAAUUCAUACUUGCAUGGCUAGCGGGCUGGAUUAUCAAGAGAUAUGGCUUACGAGCAAGCACCAUAGCUGCGGCAUUCCCACUUGGCGCCUCCUUGUUUGUGACAUCAUAUGCGACAAACCUCGAUGAAAUGUUCAUCACCUUUAGUGUCCCAUUUGGAUUGGCUUGCUGCGUUAUGUUGAUGGCUGGAAACGUUGCAGUAUCGACAUACUUUGACAAACGAAUGUCAGUUGCCUUCGGCAUUUUGACUGGUGGAGCAGGAUUGGCGCAGGUUGCCUUGACAUACCUAGUCAUAAUGUUGCUGGACAAUUUUGGGCUGAACACAACACUUCGAAUACUUGGGACAAUACUGUUCUUUACAUGUCUUAUUUCUUCAUUGGCAUAUUUUCCUACAAAUUACGAAACAAGGACAGUGAGCGUAACUAAAGACAAAGGACUCGAUACAUAUUAUCGUGCACUGAAAAACAAGCAUUUCUUGAUCUUUCUGGUGGCUAAUGUUAUAGCUGGAUUCUCGCUCAGUGUUUCGAGUGUGCAUCAGGUACAGUUUGCGAUGGAAUUAGGUGUCCCGAACGAAGUAUCAAAGCAGUUUCCAGUUUUUAGUACCAUUGGCAACGCCUUUGGCCGUCUGUCAUGUGGUUGUGUACUGGAUAUUUUCGUGCAGAAUAAAUUCAAAUACUACCAACUGGCAUUACUUGCUGCUGGCUUGGUUUCAUGUGUCAGUUCAUUUUUGACAAGUCAAACACAGUUAAUAGCAUACAUAUGGCUGUAUUCGUUUCUAGACGGACAGGUUCAAGCUUCAGUCCCCAUUGCACUCCGUUAUAUAGUCGGCCUAGAUGUGUUUCCAGAGGCAUAUUCUUUGGUAAUCAGCGCCAUUGCAGCUCCUGCUUUACUCGGACCCCCACUCUUAGGCUUUAUAGUUGAUAAAACUAAAGACUACAGGGCAUUCUUUUUUGUUGCUGGAACUCCUCUGCUGCUGGCCUGCUUGUCCCUUAUGGCAAUAAGGUGUUUCAAGAAAGCUGACAGUGACGUAAACGAAGAGACUGAAAAGUGGAUAAAUUCUGAAAAAGAAGUGGAUGUGACAAAUUUUGAAAAUGACAAAGAGUUAAAAAGUCAGUUACUGUUAGAAACUCCUGUCUAAAAUACAAAAUAUGCCAUUUUUCGUCUCUUUGCCUCAAGACCUAUGCCUGUAUGAAGAAUUCUGUUAUGCUGAUGUCUACAGUGGUGGCAUUAGGACGUAUAAGAGGAAGGGCGUGGGGAAGCGGAAUAAAAUGUUUAGGCCUGGCUCUUUUUUACUAAAAAACGCUCAAUUACCUACAGGAACAUAUAACAGGAAGUAUCAUUUUUAGCAGCAGGAACACACGUGCAAAGGUCAGUUUCGAAAUCACAGUGUCAUACCACAAAGAAAUCUUUGCAAAAAUAUAACCCUCUUCAUAAACAUGCUGCCAUUGGGUGUCUGUGAGUAUUCUAAAGAAUCAAUUGAAAAAUAUGGUCAUUAAACUGUCACGUGACCAUGUUUUAGGACAAUUUCCGGAAAGCAUCAAUUUCGUCAUAAUGCUUAUAUAUGUUUGAUUAAAAUGAAAAAUGCUGAGUAAUUGCCUUUAAUUACCCUUUAAGUAAAAAGAGUUAUGUUUUUAAGAAAAAUCUCUUUUUUGAAGAGUUGAUGCUUUUGACACUUAUUUCUUGAAAGUAAUGUUAUAAAUGCUCUGUAUA
Molecule: messenger RNA, 2237 nt
Organism: Rhopilema esculentum
Lineage: Eukaryota; Metazoa; Cnidaria; Scyphozoa; Rhizostomeae; Rhizostomatidae
Product: monocarboxylate transporter 12
Biological process (GO): transmembrane transport
Molecular function (GO): transmembrane transporter activity
Source: RefSeq, a predicted model, not a curated record